AUGGCCAAGCUCUCUCGCGGUGCCCCCGGUGGCAAGCUCAAGAUGACCCUCGGUCUUCCCGUUGGUGCCGUCAUGAACUGCGCCGACAACUCUGGUGCCCGUAACCUUUACAUCAUCUCCGUCAAGGGUAUCGGUGCCCGCCUCAACAGACUGCCCGCCGGUGGUGUCGGUGACAUGGUCAUGGCCACCGUCAAGAAGGGAAAGCCCGAACUCCGCAAGAAGGUCCACCCCGCCGUCAUCGUUCGCCAGUCCAAGCCCUGGAAGCGUUUCGACGGUGUCUUCCUGUACUUCGAGGACAACGCCGGUGUCAUCGUCAACCCCAAAGGUGAGAUGAAGGGCUCCGCCAUUACCGGCCCCGUCGGUAAGGAGGCUGCUGAGCUCUGGCCCCGUAUUGCCAGCAACUCUGGUGUCGUCAUGUAA
Molecule: messenger RNA, 420 nt
Organism: Colletotrichum costaricense
Lineage: Eukaryota; Fungi; Ascomycota; Sordariomycetes; Glomerellales; Glomerellaceae
Product: 60S ribosomal protein L23
Exons: 5
Coding region: 1-420 (139 amino acids)
Biological process (GO): translation
Cellular component (GO): ribosome; cytosolic large ribosomal subunit
Molecular function (GO): large ribosomal subunit rRNA binding; structural constituent of ribosome
Source: RefSeq, a predicted model, not a curated record